Molecule: messenger RNA, 2439 nt
Organism: Naegleria fowleri
Lineage: Eukaryota; Heterolobosea; Eutetramitea; Acrasida; Naegleriidae
Exons: 2
Coding region: 1-2439 (812 amino acids)
Molecular function (GO): protein binding
Source: RefSeq, a predicted model, not a curated record
AUGUCUCAAGUUCAACAACCUCACUCAAGUGGAGAUGGCAAUGAACAUAAGAAGGCUUCACCACCACCACCACCACAACCACUACCCGGAUCAUCAUCAUCUUUACAAGAAUAUUCAUCAUCAUCCUCCUCCUAUCAUUUCAAUGAUCUACCCAAUGAAAUGUUCUUUUUAAUUUUAUCUUAUUUGGAUCAUCGACAACUCAUUGAUGUCAUGUCCCUCAGCAAGAGUUUCCGAUUGUGGUCCUUUCAAUUUCUUCUCUCUCAUUUUCAUUGUACUAUCCAUACGGAUGAAUACAGUAGCGACAUGGAAGAGAUGAUUCAUUGCUUGAGAGUUCUUUUACAAACUCCCUUUUCGAGUGAUCAGAGAAGAUGUGAUGGAUAUUAUAGUAUUGGUGAAUGUACUAAUAUUUCCAAACAGUUAAAGACUUCCUUCUCGAGAGAAUAUUUGAAAGAAAUGGUGAAAUUGUUGUUGAAUAGCUGUACCAUGUCAAGAUUGGAUUUGACAUGUUUCAAACAAUUAGUUCCAGUGUUUUUAGGAGAUUCGAAAAUUCAAGUUUAUGGUAGUGAUGGGAUUCUGAGAAGUUUAAUACUGAACAAUGGAUUAAGACAGAUCUAUCUCGAUCUCAAACCUGAUUCUGAGAAUGUCACACGGCAGUGGACUUUUGAUGAUUUUGCAAAUGUGAUAGGAACGGAUGCUCUCUCACAAAUCCAUAAUUUAAAUGUUUGUGGAUUACGUGGAAAAUGUACAAAUGUGUUGGAAAAGUUGCAAAAUAUUCGAGUAUUGAAUUUGAGGAGUGAAAUGCAAAUUCCGAUGGAUACGAUUGUGUCCCUGUCACACCUGACUCAUAUUUAUUUGAGACAUUAUAGAGUUGACGAUUUUUCCACAGAAAAGUCUCAUUUUGAUCUUGAUCUAUUGUUGAGAAAUGUGCACAAACUCAAACAUUUGACUGUUCUUGAAGUAGUUGCCGAGCAUAAGACAUGCACUCUCGUGGAUGAUGCAGAAAUGAGAAACUCGCUCAGUAAUUCCUACGUGAAAAAACUGACCAUUAUUUGUGAACGUCUUCAAAUUGAAUCAUCUCAUGAGUCACACCACCGAAUAUCGUCACAAAUUUUACCACAUUUGAAAGAGGCACAGUAUCUUUUUGCGUUCUCAAAUUUUAAAGGAACCACAAAUGACGCUUUUGCCUUGCUUGUACCACAAGGUGUGGAACAACUUGAUCGAUUAGUACUUUCUGAAAAAGUCGAUUCCAAUCUCUUCUCCACCAUUAAAAUAAGGACACUCGUUAUUUGGGGUCUUACAAAGACAAUACCUAACAUGAAUUUUGAUGAACUUGUCGUAGGAACACGCUUCAAAAAGUCCGAAUUUUUCCACAUGGAUGAACUCAUUAACAAGAACAGAUCAGAUAUCACCUCUCUUAGAUUUAUUAAUUGUGUUCAAUCGGGGAGAAGUGUAAACACUUGGAAGACGACAUCUCUUCUCAAACACCUUACUCUUGAAGGAUGUACGGUCGAUAUUGAGUGGCUUGUGAAUUUAUUGCAAAUGUCACAACACACACUGGAGACAUUGAAAUUGGAGAGAUGCAAAAUAGAGAAUCCCUUAUUCAUUGGAGGUAAAAAAUUAAUGAAGGGUCUAGUCGACUUUCCCAAGCUCACAGAAUUGCGAGUCAUUGAUUGUACCAACCAGGAAUUCUUCAUUUCAUGUUUGCUCCAUGCGACAUUUAAGCAAUUGGAAACUCUUGAAUUAGUGGAUAUGUGUAAUGUUGAAAGUGAAAUUUUAAAAACUUUAUUAACGAAUCUGGUGGAAUUGACCAACUUUAAAUUUUUCAAAUUAACAGAAGCUUGCAUUGAUGAUAGCAUGUUAACAACCAUGAUCACCUUGUCUAGAGGAGAAAUUAGUGCCACUGCCACAAAAGGUUUAGUAACCAUUGAAGGACUGUUAUCGGUACCAGAAGAAUUGUUUUCUACAAUUUCAUCCUUUCAUCUUCCUGCAUUAGAAAUUAAUUCUGAAAAUAUUGAGGAGUAUUUUAAAGUAUUGAACACGUUUUCGACAUUAACUCUGAAACGAUAUACCAUUCGAAUUUCAAGUAUUGAAUUAUAUUGUGAAAUUUUUAAUUAUUUGAAAGAAAAAGGUUUCGAUUUGGAACAGUUUAAUGUGAUUCUCUCAGAUCGAUUGAAUGUGACAUCAAAUUCAACUCUAAAUUCGAAAAUUGCUAAAUCCUUGAAGAGUCUCAUUGAAGCAAUGAAAAGUUUGAGAGGCAUGAUUUUGGAUUGGUCUCCAUUUCUUUCCAGUGAUUUGGAAGAAUUUAAACAAGUUUUAAGAAAAUCAGGGCGCUCAUGUCCCAAGUUAGUAUUUCCAGUUUCUUCUCUGAACUCUCUAAAGUAUCCACAAACCAAUCACUAUCAAUACUCUGUAUCCAACUUUUCAUGCACUUGCAUGUAA